Molecule: messenger RNA, 1269 nt
Organism: Lachancea thermotolerans CBS 6340
Lineage: Eukaryota; Fungi; Ascomycota; Saccharomycetes; Saccharomycetales; Saccharomycetaceae
Product: GATA-type transcription factor
Exons: 1
Coding region: 1-1269 (422 amino acids)
Biological process (GO): regulation of DNA-templated transcription
Molecular function (GO): sequence-specific DNA binding; zinc ion binding
Source: RefSeq, a predicted model, not a curated record
AUGCACACCGACGCACUUUUUCGAAGCGAUAGGUUCCAAGAAUUAAGAUCUGCCACUGAUCAACCAACAAUCAAAGUGCUUCAAAAAUCUCCCAAAGCAACCCCAAGUUUGCCGGGAAUUCGUCAAUUGCUGCAUAACAUUUGUGCGCACACAAUCGAAAGGACCACAGUUAUUAAUGAUUUCACGAAUAGAGAGAUAAAAGCGCAGAUGGGUUUUCUUUCGACGAACAAUGAAGAAUAUCCCAGUUUCAAGCUUGGCCAGCUUGGCCAGCUUGGCUCUCCCAAGCAGUCCCAUAGUGGCCGACGCCAUGAGAAAUUACCCUUCCAUUCCUCUCCCACGCGCUUUGAACACCCUCAGCUAGUGAAAUUCUAUACUGGCGAUACCGCGCCGCGGCAGCUCCUCAGAGUGGGUAAAAUACAAAAGCCAAGCGGGGACCUGCUUCGAUUGGCAAACUUGGUAGAAGCAUCUCCAAAAAUGCACGAGGUCCAUAUCACAGGGAACUCAAUAAAAGACGAGGUGAUAAGUUCAAAUGGGGAGUAUCAGCUGAAAGUGGCUGAAAUUCUGACAAGCUCACGGUGCGUCUUCGAGAAUUUACAAGAGUGGCCCCUUUCGGUUCAUAGCCAAGAUACAUCUGGAGAUGAUGGGAUGUACUUUUUGACCGAGUUUAUUAAUAUGGAAAGCUUGGAUAUAACCAUAUCCAUGGCAAAAAAGGUUCAUGAGUCUCUCCAAGCAAUCAAGCUAUGGAAAUCCAAGCACAUUGAAUUAAAGAUGAAUAGACGCCCUGAAAAUACCAUAGCAACGUCUGGCAAAGGCAUGAUUGGUGGCAUUAGUCUUCCAAGAAUGGACCUGGGCCAAAAGCUCAGUAAGGAUGAACCUCGGAAGGCGUCUUGUAGGCUUGGGACCGCUUCUGGUCACGCCAAGGGAGGAAACGCUGCCAUAUUCUCUGAGGCGGUGGCGUCACAUAACACAGGACGUCACAAUAUUGAUACCCAGCUGAGCACGAAGGCAAUCGGGGAACCAAAGGGAAGAGUAAUGAGAAACGCGCUUCAAUGCGCGCACUGUUCAUCUACCAAAACCCCAGAAUGGAGGAAAGGUCCCUGCGGCAGAAGAAGCCUGUGCAAUGCAUGCGGGUUAUUCUAUAAAAAGCUAGUGAGGAAGUUUGGUGAUGGACAGGCUUCUAUGAUUAUGAAGCACAGAAAGAGCAUCUCAAGUAAAAACCGCAAAGUACCACAUGUAUUCGACGUUCCGCACUCUUUUGUACAAAUUUAG